Molecule: messenger RNA, 3428 nt
Organism: Gastrolobium bilobum
Lineage: Eukaryota; Viridiplantae; Streptophyta; Magnoliopsida; Fabales; Fabaceae
Product: pre-mRNA-processing protein 40A-like
Exons: 29
Coding region: 156-3167 (1003 amino acids)
Biological process (GO): mRNA cis splicing, via spliceosome
Cellular component (GO): U2-type prespliceosome; U1 snRNP
Molecular function (GO): protein binding; RNA binding
Source: RefSeq, a predicted model, not a curated record
CCUUCUCGUCUCAACCACUGUGAAAUCCCCUCUUUCAGUUUCAGCACUGAAUCAACAUACAGCAGGAUUUUGGUCAGGCUCCAUCACUUGGUGUUCCCUUUCCCAUUAACCUCGUAUCCACUGUCUGUGGAGGUGGAGGUUACUUCUCUGCUGAAAUGUCCAAUAAUCCGCAAUAUCCUGGUUUACAGCCUCUUCGGCCUCCUAUUGCUGGUUCAAUGGAUCCUCAACGCAAUUUUGUUCCACCAAUGCCUGUUCAAUUCCGACCUGUUGUUCCUCCUCAGCAGCCGCAACAGUUCAUUUCCAUGCCUUCUCAACAUUACCAACCGGUUGGUCCUGGUGUUCCCAUGAUUAAUGUUGGAAUGCCUCCUCAAAAUCAGCAACCCCAAUUUGCUCAACCAAUUCAACAGUUACCUCCAAGGCCUAGUCAGCAGUUACCACUCCCAUCACAUCCGAUUCCAUUGCCAGUUGCUCGGCCAAACAUGCACAUGCAAUCUGAAUCUAUGAUACCUCUACCUGAUUCUCAAGCUCCAAAUGGAUACCCACCAGGUGGGCCAGGAAUACCAUUCUCUUCAUCAUAUACGUUUGCAUCAUCCUGUUAUGGUCAAGUGCAAAAUAAUUUUACUUCUACCAGCCAUUACCAACCUGUUCCUCAAAUGCAUGCUCUCACUGGUUCUUCGUCCCAGAGCAUUACAUCUGGUACAACUCUCCAGAGCAAUGGUGAACAACCUCCAGUUUCAACUGUCACGCCUUCAGCAACCAUUGUCCAGUCACACCUUGCUAAGGAUGGCUCCACAGAUUGGAUUGAGCAUACUGCUGCUACUGGAAGAAGAUUUUACUACAAUAGGAAGACAAAACUAUCUAGUUGGGAGAAGCCUUUUGAAUUGAUGACACCAAUUGAGAGGGUCGAUGCAUCAACAAACUGGAAGGAGUUUGCUAGUCCCGAUGGAAGAAAGUAUUACUACAACAAGAUCACCAAGGAAUCAAAAUGGUUAAUUCCUGAGGAACUGAAGUUGGCCCGUGAGCAAGUUGAAAAGGCAUUUGUCAAUGGAUCACGUCCUGAAGCAUUACCGAAUUCUCAUACUCAACCCUCUGCAACUCCUGUGAUUGAAGCAACACCUAGUGCAGAUAAUUCAUCUUUAACUGGUCAAGGAGAACCAUCAAGUCCUGUUUCAGUUGCUCCUGUUGUUACUACAUCUAUAAAUAAUCUACAAUCUGAGAUGACUUCUGGAUCAUCUGCCUCUCCUUCUGCAACCCCUAUAAAUGGAACAAGAGUGGAUGAAGUUGAGGCACCUGUAAAUGCUGUCACACCAUCAGAUGCUAGUGUGGGAAGUGAUAGAGCUUUUGUUACUGAUGUUAAUACUGCUAAAACACCAACGAAUGAUGCCAACAACUCUUCAGCUCAAGAUACUCCAGGUUUUACAGAUGCAGUUCCAGCUGAAGAUAAAGAGGAUGAUAAAAAUGAUUCAAUAGGGGAGAAAACUAAUGAUGUGGCCCCAGAAACAAAGGCAGUUGAGCCAGAACCCUUAGUUUAUGCGAAUAAGAUGGAGGCUAAAGAAGCAUUCAAAGCACUCUUGGAGUCUGUAAAUGUUGGAUCUGACUGGACUUGGGAUCGGGCUAUGCGAUUAAUAAUUAAUGACAAAAGGUACGGUGCCUUAAAAACACUUGGAGAAAGGAAACAAGCUUUCAAUGAGUACUUAAGUCAGAGGAAAAAACAGGAAGCGGAAGAAAAGCGUAUGAAACAAAAAAAAGCACGGGAGGAUUUUAAAAAAAUGUUAGAAGAGUCCACAGAGUUGACUUCAUCCACUAGAUGGAGCAAAGCAGUGUCUAUAUUUGAAAAUGAUGAUCGCUUCAAGGCUGUUGAGCGUGACAGAGAUCGCAGGGAUAUGUUCGAUAGCUUCUUGGAGGAACUUAUAAACAAGGAACGGGUAAGGAUACAGGAGGAACGAAAGCGAAAUAUAAUGGAAUACAAGAAGUUUUUGGAAUCUUGUGACUUUAUAAAGGCUAGCACACAAUGGCGAAAAGUUCAAGACCGCUUAGAGGCUGAUGAAAGAUGCUCUCGUCUUGAGAAAAUUGACCGCUUGGAAAUAUUUCAAGAUUAUUUACGUGAUUUAGAGAAGGAAGAGGAAGAGCAGAAGAAGAUACAGAAGGAAGAAUUGAGAAAGACAGAACGUAAAAACCGUGAUGAAUUCCGCAAAUUGAUGGAUGAACAUAUCGCUUCAGGCAUUCUUACAGCAAAAACUCACUGGCGUGAUUAUUAUUUGAAGGUGAAAGAUUUACCUGCUUAUCUAGCAGUGUCAUCAAACACCUCAGGUUCAACUCCAAAAGACUUAUUUGAAGAUGUUGCUGAAGAGCUAGAGAAGCAAUAUAGUGAAGAAAAGAGUCAAAUAAAAGAUGCGGUGAAGUUGUCAAAGAUCACAUUGUUGUCAACCUGGACUUUUGAAGACUUCAAAUCAGCUUUAUCAAAAGACAUUAGCUCUCCAUCUAUAUCUGAAUUCAACUUAAAGCUAGUGUUUGAUGAGCUACUAGAACGGGCUAAGGAGAAGGAGGAGAAGGAAGCUAAGAAGCUUAAACGUCUUGCAGAUGAUUUCUUUCAUCUACUAUAUUCUACUAAGGACAUUACCUUGUCUUCAAAGUGGGAGGACUGUAGACAACUUGUUGAAGAUAGCCAAGAGUUCAGAUCUAUCGGAGAUGAAAACCUUUGCAAGGAAAUAUUUGAGGAUUACAUCACACAACUGAAAGAAGAGGCAAAAGAGAGUGAGCGGCAACGAAAAGAGGAAAGGGCAAAGAAGGAAAAAGAUAGGGAGGAAAGAGAAAGAAGAAAAAUGAAGCAAAGAAGGGAAAAAGAGGGAGGGCGUGAAAGAGGGAAAGAGGAUGCACAUAAGAAGGAUAAAACAGACAGUGACAGUGUGGACUUGACUGAGAUCCAACCCUCCAAGGAAAAGAAAGAUGAUAACAGAAAACAACGGAAGCAGCAUCAAAGUCCUGAUGAAAUGGAUAGAGAGAGGACUAAGAAAUCUCAUGGUCACAGCAGCGACCGCAAGAAAUCAAGACGUCAUGCUGGUCAUGAAUCAGAUGAAGGCCGGCACAAAAGACACAAGAGAGACCACCGCGGUGAUUAUGGAGAUCUUGAAGAUGGGGAAUUUGGUGAUAAUGUGGAUAGAUGGUAGUCAUGUUAUUCUAUUCGAACCCCUGUGGUGAUUACCUUGUUAUGCUCAACAUGUAUUAUGUUUUUCAAAUAUUAUCAAAAUAUAAAUUUUCAAGAGAACUUCCUGGUAGGGGUAUGGGCACUUUGAUGCUUCUUAUCCGAUCUAAUUUUGGCCCAUAAGUAGCAUCAUUAUAAUUGAACAGUCUCAGAGUAGUGUUUUGAGAGCCAUACUAUACUGAAUGGGAUUCGAGUUACUUGCUAUGGUUCUUGAGAUGUCACUGAU